Messenger RNA from Austrofundulus limnaeus, 613 nucleotides. It is a transcript of the gene arl6ip6, whose product is annotated as ADP-ribosylation factor-like 6 interacting protein 6. The record is from RefSeq and is a predicted model, not a curated record. The transcript is spliced from 5 exons. The coding region runs from base 131 to 535 and encodes 134 amino acids. NCBI's taxonomy places the organism in Eukaryota, Metazoa, Chordata, Actinopteri, Cyprinodontiformes, Rivulidae.
UCCUACAGGAACCGGGACGGACUCAGUGUUGGCGGAAGUGUUGGACUCGUCAGCGGGUCGACAACAUGAAGUGAAGCCCGGACUGACCUGUUAUCGACAGUCAGUCCAAAAGAAUGCAGAACGGUUCGUCAUGUCGGGGGGAAGAACCGGUGGGAGUGGGAUGGAACCACGGAACGGGCUCAAACCGUGGCUCGGUUCGGCUCUGUCGGUUCUGAGUUCUGCUGUUACUGUGACUGGUGUCGGCCUGUGUUGUUCCGUGUUUUACCCGCUACUGAGAGACCUGCGAGCAGAGCGGACGACUGGAGAGAGCGGGACAGAGGAGAGGGUUCUGGGGUUCUGGACCAUCCUGGUGCUGGCCGUGCUCGUAGGGUGUUUCUGCUGCGUCUUCUCCUGGACUCUCACCUACCUGGACUCGAAGCGGCCCGGCGUGAUGUCACCCGCCCUCAGGGAUGGACCCGGGUUCAACCACAGUUCUGGGCUGGCUGCUCUCAGUGGGGUCAUGGCUGUGCUCACAGUCAUCUGGACCCUGACCUGAAACUCUCAGCAGGACCUGGUCCGGUCUUUGUCUAACUGCAGAGUCCUCAGAGUUAAAUAAAGUCUCAUGUGAUCCAGA